Hirundo rustica (Barn swallow) is the source of this 2393-nucleotide messenger RNA. RefSeq lists its product as uncharacterized. Gene Ontology annotation, biological process: positive regulation of transcription by RNA polymerase II. Lineage: Eukaryota; Metazoa; Chordata; Aves; Passeriformes; Hirundinidae. The transcript has 2 exons. The coding region runs from base 1 to 795 and encodes 264 amino acids. Gene Ontology annotation, cellular component: cytoplasm; nucleus. The record is from RefSeq and is a predicted model, not a curated record. Gene Ontology annotation, molecular function: RNA polymerase II transcription regulatory region sequence-specific DNA binding; DNA-binding transcription activator activity, RNA polymerase II-specific.
AUGCCGCGCAGGGCGGAGAGGUGCCUGCAGAUCGCCCCGCACUCCCUGGCCAUCGUCCUGGACGCCGCGGCCGGGGGGCGGCCCGGGGGCGACGGUGCCGACGGUGCCUGCGCGGGGCCGGCGGCGGAGCUGGGCCGCCACCGCAUCGGCUACGAGAUCUUCGCGGACUUCAAGCGGGAGAACAUGCAGCACUUCUGGGACCGGAGGGCCACGGCGGCGGUGGCCGAGACCUUCUUCCUGGGCUGGAUCGAUGAGCAGGUGCUGCUGGUGCAGGGCAAGGAGGAGCACCUGGAGGUGCUGCGGCAGGGCUGGGCGCGCCGCUCCCUCAAGCCCCCCAGCGGCUUCCACAUCAAGUGCCUGGCAGUUGGACUGGCAGCAAAGCACGUGAAAUCAUACCGAGUCCAGAAAACAGAGACAGACCACAAGACUGGAGGAAGAGAAGUGGGCAAGCAGACGGAAGCCGGUGUCAAGACAGCAGACAUCCCUUCGUUCUACGUGCAAAAGAGACUUUGGGACUUGAGUUUUCUUUGGGGCUUGGGUGGUGUUGCAUUUUUAGGGAUUCCCAGGGAAAAGAGGGCAUUGGAAAUGAAAGAACUAUCCUUGUGCCUCAUUCUCUCCUUGGUUGCCUUGAGCAGUACGGCAGUUUUGCCCGCGGCUCAACCAAAAGAGAAUGUUUGGGAAACUCUAGGCAAUGCAUCAGGUUUGAACACCAUCUGCCUGACACACUCAAAGCCAGGGAAAACCUUUUUCAACAUGUUUGGUGGAGUUGCCAGUGAGCAAAUGACCGAUUCCUGAAAACAUCCCUCCAGUGAUUUCAAAGUCCAUUGUAAAUUCAGUGGACCAAUGGGGUGUUUGGAUGAAAUUCCUUCCUGUGGCUCCUUUUGAACCCCAGGAACUGGAAAUUCUUGGGUCAGUCCAAAUGCAAUUCUGUGUGAAAUUUGGCCUUUCCGGAGUGACAAAAAAUAAAGCUACAGACGUCACUCCAGACAUCAAUUUUUACAGAAAUUCAUCAUCUUGGUGUAAUUACACUAAGAUGCUGAAGAAACCAUCCAAUCAUGUUCCAGCUCAGUUGCCGAGGGGAAAUUUUUUCAUUUGUGGGGACAAAAUCUGGCCCACAAUCCUAGCAAAUGCCACAGGUGAUCCAUGCAGCAGUGGAAUGCUUUCAUUGCUAACACCCGACAUGGCAUUGAUGAGAAAACUAAAACAGAGAGGGAAAAGAUCGAGUUCAAAUGUAUGAUCCAAGUUGUGGUGAUGAGGUUCACAUAUGGAGCAAGGCUCAGAGAAUUGCAGUUGCAAUUUUUGCACCACAGGCAGCAUCAGGAGCAGCCUUGACACAAUUAGAUCAAGUGGGUUGUUAGCUGAGCAAACAUGCCUGAGCCAUCUCUCUUGCACUGAGUGACAUGUUGUUAGACAUUGACAGUGUAAGACGAGCAAGUCUCCAAAACAGAGCAGCGACUGAUGAUCUUUUGCUGACCCAUGGGCAUGGGUGCGAGGAAUUUGAGGGAAUGUGCUGCAUGAAUUUUUCAGAUCAUUCCAAAUUCAUUCAUGAGAACAUCAGGCAAUUGCAGGAGAAUGUGAACAAACUUGAAGAAGCAACUGAGUCAUGGAUGGAUAGAGUUUUCAAUUUGUUUAACCUUUCACCAUUGUGGAAGGAAAUUUUGAAGAUAGUUAUAUAUAUUUUAGUAGGGCUUGUAAUCCUUCUCAUGAUUUUGCCGUGUUUGUUUCCAUGCAUACGGCAAACCAUGGACAGAAUGGCCAAGGAGGUGUUCUUGGUUCAAACAGGAGGGGGAGAUGUUAGAGUCCAGGGCAUUCCUUUGGUUGCCCUGGAGGGUCAGGGACCUGGGCAGGGGGGUCUGGGACCCCAGCCUAGAGCCCAGAGCUCAGAGAGACACUGGAUUUGAUUUCAGUCCAUGGGAGAGGCUUCUUGCACUGCAGGAAGCAUUGCAGGCCACAAGAGUGUAAAAAUAGUAGUUUAGUAUAUCACAGGGUGAAAAAACAGUGAGUUUGGGAUUCUUGGCAUUGAAGUGAAUGGGGCAAGAUGGAGAAUUUAGGGCGUUGUCCCUUUCUUCUUCCUUCUUGUUCCCUCACUCCAUUUCUGCAGUGACGUUGGCACAAAGUAGUUAGUGAGGAUUAGGUCAGAGUAAAGAUGACCUUUUUAGUAAUAGUGAUAGACAUUGGUAAGAAAUAGUAAAUAAAGAAUACGUAGCAAUUAGUAUAAAAGAUAAGGACAACCCAGAGACGGGGGGAGUCACCAGAUGUCCGAGCCGCGGCAAACAUCUUUUGGACACUGAGAAAAUUGUAAGAUAAGAACUAAUAAACAAAGCAUGUAACCUUGAAGACUCCGUCUUUUCCUGCGUUUGGCACAGAGCUUUGCAGAGGGCCAGAACUCUAAG